This is a messenger RNA of Penicillium cataractarum, 2265 nucleotides long. RefSeq lists its product as uncharacterized. The transcript has 3 exons. Lineage: Eukaryota; Fungi; Ascomycota; Eurotiomycetes; Eurotiales; Aspergillaceae. The coding region runs from base 1 to 2265 and encodes 754 amino acids. The record is from RefSeq and is a predicted model, not a curated record.
AUGAAGUCAAAGAAAGCUAAGACCGAUGCCGAGCCAUCUGGUGAGCACCUGUCCCGUCGCAGUAGCGUCUUCUCGCUCUCAUUUCGAUUCCGUGGACCGGGAAAAAGAGGAAGUCUUAUCGAUCCUCCGGUCCCGCAACCGACCUGCGUGGAGAACGUGCAUUAUCCGGUUUUUAAUCCGCAAGAUCUACGGCAUAACACCGACCCAGAUUACCCAAUGGAGUUGUUCUUUCGCUCCGAGUCUCAAACUUCCCCAUCGGACUCUGAGCGGCAGACACAUGGGACUCCAAGCUUUCCAAGAAGAUCUCUGUACAAGGCACGGUCUGGGCUGUUGGCUCUAAGAGCAGGCUUAUUCAAUCGACCAUCUCGACCAGGUAGUGAUCCUCUUGAAAGCUUGGCCCAAUCCUUCCCCAAGAAGGGCCAUGCCCAACGACACUCCCAUGGGUUCUCCAACAUCUCGAGUACUACCCAGGAAGAUCCCAGUUUUGGUACUGCUCUUUAUCGGAAUGGCCGAGUCAAACCGCGAAACCUGGAUGAUGGCAAUGUAGAUAUCAUCGCGCAGGUUUCUUCCCAUCCUCUGAAGAAUACCAUGUCUGCACCACAGCCCAUGACGAGCUCCUGUGACCUUGUCGAUGAUUUGCAACCCACCCUUGAACAAACUGUGAGUACGCCUGCCGAUCCAUCUUUCGUAUACCAACCAUACCAGCAUAUCGCCGGGACGUCUCAUCCUUCAACCGAGGAGGGGAAGUGUACAGAACAAGAACAACAUUCAUCGAUCGUCGAAGAUAUACAGAAGGAUAUUGCUGAUUGCGUAACUCCGUCCGUCACCUCAGAAGAUCGGUACACAACAGAGUCAAUGUCUUGCAGCUCUUCAGACGAUGAGGAUUUAGGUGGAACAAUUUUGUUGUGUGACGAACAAAAUGGGAUUCCAGAGCAGAGGAAGCACCUUUUGAAGAGUGACUUGAAUCACGAAGAGGGUACAUGCAAAAAGAUAAAGGAGCUGAGACACCUCAGUGAAACGCGAAAUAAUCCAUCUUUGGAGAUGGAGCAAAUUCACAUGGACUCUAAGGAGUCGUUGGAAUUGCCAGAUUACAGUACUCCGAGUAUUGCAGGCUCGGUGACACCUCGUCGACGAGACUCCAAUUUCAUCAGACCAGAGUCUUCAGUCAAACAAGAAAGACUGCUUCUGGGGGAUGAUCCACUGGAAUCUCAAUCCCGGGAAUCUCCUGUCUCGGAGUCUAGGAAGUGCUCUGUCGACGUGAGGAUUGCUUUCCCCGGAUUGUACCACGAUCUACUGGAGCAGUGGGUUAGAGAAACUGAAGUGAGCCCCGUGAUUUACCCCGGAUUCCCCGGACUGGAGAGUGAAAGCACUUUGAAGUCUGCGCACCUGCCUUCACUUCCUUCUCCCACCUCUCCACUUCACAACCCAGACGACCACCCAUACCAUCCAACAGAAUUACCCUGGAGCCUCGAUACUCAUUUUGCCUCCGGCCUGGUUGACAUUUUCAACAAUUUCCAGAAAGAGAAUACCUCGCGCCCCUUCACCUCACUUGCUCGUCCCCAAGUUGUGGCAGUCCAUUCUGUCCGAGAUUCCAUCACCUUGCCUUGCACCAUGGAUGACUACACUCGACACACUGAUAUCCAAACCACUCUUUCUCGCGAGGGACAGUCUGAUAGACGUCGUCACUCGUUCGGUAUUCAUAUCUCCGAGAGAAAUGAAUCUUCCUCGAGAGAUUCUACCAAUCCACUGAGCCGACGCGAGAUCCUGCGACGUUCAUCCGAGGAUCAAGAAAGCCCUUUUAAUAACCCCCGAUUGUUCUCUCCUCCAGGCUUUUGGGGCGCUGCCGACUCUCAAUAUGACGGCUCGGAGUUCUCCACCAAUUACACCCAGGACAGCAGCGCUGUGAAUUCUGCAAACUACACCUCGCCGACCUCUGUCUCGUCUGCUCCAUGGUCACCGCUCGAUUCUCCCAUCGAUGAGGAAGUUCUCUUUAGGCCCACCCACAGAAACGAGUACUACACGGCCGACGGCAAGCAUAGCAGUUACUAUCCAGACCGCGGUGAUCUCCAAGUCAAGGGACGAGGUGGUGACGGAUCUACUUACUAUGCCACUCGUGAUGAUCGUGGCACACGCAACGGAUUACGCUUGACUCGAGAGAGCCUAACCAACACCAUGCGUCGGUCCUUCCGACCUGACAUCCAGAGAGACGAGCAACACGAAGCAAAUGAGCCCACCGAAAAUGCUACUUCGAGCUCUCGAGCCUAG